Molecule: messenger RNA, 684 nt
Organism: Arabidopsis lyrata subsp. lyrata
Lineage: Eukaryota; Viridiplantae; Streptophyta; Magnoliopsida; Brassicales; Brassicaceae
Exons: 3
Coding region: 83-364 (93 amino acids)
Source: RefSeq, a predicted model, not a curated record
AAAAACCCCUCUCUCUUUUUUGCUCGUAGUUAACCUAGAAAUCAAAAUCUCAGCUUCACAUUCGUUUCGUUUAUCCGACAAAAUGGCUUCUCGAUGUCGAUCUUUGUCAAAACCAGCGUUGUCUGUGUUUAGAUCUGCAAUGAACAAGCCCUCUCUUCGUCCCAAAUCGGCUUCAUCAUUCCUCGGCGUCCCUCCUUCGCCUGGACUUUCGAGGCCAAUUGCUCAGCUGGGUUCGCUUCAAUCGUUGCUUCCAUUGUAUAGUGCGGUGGCUUCAGCUAGAUUGACUUCAUGCCUCGGUAUCGAUUCACAGAAUUCUAGGUCAUUAGCUCAGGGUAUGCUCUGCAGUGCGAAUCCAGGAGUUUGAUAUUCUUCCAAAUGUUUUGUGUUUAGUAUAUCUAGCUUGGCUUAAGCGUGCCUCGAUAACGAGACCAGACUCGAAGAAAAUGGAUUCGUUUUGAGAUCAGAUUCUCCGCAUUUUAGCUUUGGUGGUCUAAUUCAGUCACUCAGAUCAGUUUUCUGUUUUCAGGAUGAUAAAACACCUCUUCUUUCAUUACAUACAAUUAAGCAACACAAUUUCUUUUGGAACUUCCAUGUUCAACACAUGAAAAGAUUGAACAAUAACAGUCUCUUGUCUAUGUCAUUGGUGUUCCCAAGUUAUGGUUUUUAGUAUUCGAUUAUUGCCUA